CUCCAGGGCAGUUUUUUGUCACGUGCCUCACCGCCUUCCGUCCGUCACUGCUGGUUGGGUUGAAGAUCUAUUCCGAUAUGCCGCAGUCAUCGAAAGAGUCAUCGAAAGAGUCAUCGUCGCUGGCCUACCACUCUUUCCUUAUAAAAUUUUCCUUCAUCGUUCCUUUGUCGUUGUGAUACAGUCAUGGCUUCAGAAGGUUCGAAGGAUCUGCCCGUCAGGCCCGCUCCGGGCCCCCAAGGUGCCGGUUCGCUGCCCGAUUUUAUCGUUGAGCGCAACAACUUCUUCGAAGAGCUUUGGCAGCAAUAUAUCGAGGAGAUCAAGAACAAGCCCCACCCCGAAAUUACUGUUAUUCUUGAACUCGGCAACGGCAACAAGGAACAGGUUUCCGCCAAAGCCUGGGAAACCACCCCGGCCCAGCUUCUCAAAAAUGUGCCUAAGGAUCUUAGUGCCACCAUUGUGCUCGCGAAGAUUGACGGUAAGGAACUCUGGGACUUGAGCCGCCCGUUAGAAGGCAAUUGCACGGUCUCUUAUGUGCGAUUUGAGGAUCCCGAAGGAAGAGAGGUUUUCUGGCACUCUAGUGCUCACUGCAUGGGUGAGGCUUGCGAGUGCGAAUUUGGAUGUCUCCUUUCCCAUGGACCUCCCACCCCGCAGGGUUUCUUCUAUGAUAUGGCCAUGCCCGAUAAUCGUGUUGUUAGAGAAACCGAUUGGCCAGCAUUGGAUAAGCAGACAAAUCGUGUCUUCAAGGAAAAGCAGAGCUUUGAUAGAUUGGAAGUCACAAAAGAGAACCUGAGAAAGAUGUUCUCGUACAGCAAGUACAAGCUGCAUUAUAUCGAUAAGCUGGUGACCGGAGAAAAGAGCACUGUGUAUCGGUGCGGUACCUUGGUCGACCUUUGCAGGGGACCCCACAUCCAGAACACCGGCAAGAUAAAGACCUUCAAGAUUAUGCAGAACUCGUCUGCUUAUUUCCUUGGUGACCAAAGCAACGACUCCCUGCAGCGUAUCCGUGGUGUUGCUUUCCCUGACAAGAAGCAAAUGCAAGAACAUCUGAAAUUCCUAGAGGAAGCAGAGAAGCGCAACCACUUGAAGAUUGGCAAGGAGCAGGAGCUCUUCUUCUUUGACGAAGUCUCUCCGGGAUGCCCUUUCCUGCUCCCCAACGGUACCAAGAUUUUCAAUGCUCUUCAGGCGCUUCUGCGGUCCGAAUACCGUAAGCGUGGUUACCAGGAAGUUCAGACGCCUAACAUGUACGAUGUGAAUAUCUGGAAGACAUCCGGACACUGGGCCCAUUACAAGGAUGACAUGUUUAAGCUUGACGUUGAGAAGAGGGAGUGGGCGCUCAAGCCUAUGAACUGCCCCGGGCAUUUCGUCCUUUUCGGUCAUCGUGAGAGAAGUUACAGAGAACUCCCCCUGAGAAUUGCAGACUUCGGUGUUCUCCACAGAAAUGAGGCGUCUGGAGCAUUAAGUGGACUCACCCGUGUCCGAAAGUUCCAGCAAGAUGAUACUCAUAUCUUCUGUACCCAGGAUCAGAUUACCUCGGAAAUUGAGGGUCUUUUCGACUUCUUGCAGUCUAUUUAUGGACUUUUCGGGUUCACCUUCAAGUUGAAGCUUUCCACCCGCCCAGAGAAGUACCUUGGAGAACUCGAAACCUGGAACUAUGCUGAGGAACAGCUCAAGGCAGCCAUGACCAAGUUCAAAGGUGAUGACUGGACCAUCGAUGAGGGUGACGGUGCCUUCUAUGGACCCAAGAUCGACAUCACCAUUGCUGACGCUCUCAAGAGAGAGUUCCAGUGUGCCACAAUUCAGCUUGAUUACCAGGCCCCCAUUAAUUUCAAGCUUGAGUACAUGAGCCACGAAAAGGCUGACAAGAGCCAAGCAGCUACUGAGGAGGGCGAGAGCAAGUCUAACGACCCUGGUCCUGGCCGUGCUCGUCCUGUUGUCAUCCACAGAGCUAUUAUUGGCAGCUUCGAGAGAUUCCUGGGAAUUCUGAUUGAGCACUUCGGUGGCAAGUGGCCUUUCUGGAUCAGCCCUCGCCAGAUUCUGAUUGUUCCCGUCAUGCCUGCUGUGAACGACUACGUGGAGGAGCUGCAGACAAUCUUGCGGGGCGACAAGCUGAACGUCGACAUUGACAUUAGCGGAAACACUAUGCAGAAGAAGAUUCGCACUGGACAGUUGGCCCAGUACAACUUCAUUUUCGUUGUUGGCGCUCAAGAGAAGGAGGCUCGCACUGUUAACAUUCGCAACCGUGACGACCCUGCUACUCAGAAACAAGGUGUCAUGGUCCCUCUCGAGGAGGCACGUGCAAAGCUUCGGGCUCUCAGGAAAGAGCGCAGAUUGGUUAGCUCUUUGUAGAGUGGAUUUUAUGAGCCCUUUCUUGCGUUUUCUUUGUAUGACGAUUUAAGCGUCGCAUCGCAUAACCAAGACACUAUAGAGCAUAUGGGCAUUGUGGGCAACGGUGUUGGUAGGUGUAAGGAACAACGAUAAAAAGAUGAAUGAAGCAACGACGUCCCAAAAGGAGACGAAU
This is a messenger RNA of Aspergillus alliaceus, 2518 nucleotides long. Its product is annotated as threonine--tRNA ligase THS1. Gene Ontology annotation, molecular function: threonine-tRNA ligase activity; ATP binding. The coding region runs from base 184 to 2346 and encodes 720 amino acids. The transcript is spliced from 6 exons. Gene Ontology annotation, biological process: threonyl-tRNA aminoacylation. The record is from RefSeq and is a predicted model, not a curated record. NCBI's taxonomy places the organism in Eukaryota, Fungi, Ascomycota, Eurotiomycetes, Eurotiales, Aspergillaceae. Gene Ontology annotation, cellular component: cytoplasm.